Molecule: messenger RNA, 2502 nt
Organism: Vombatus ursinus (common wombat)
Lineage: Eukaryota; Metazoa; Chordata; Mammalia; Diprotodontia; Vombatidae
Gene: AWAT2
Product: acyl-CoA wax alcohol acyltransferase 2
Exons: 7
Coding region: 1-1002 (333 amino acids)
Biological process (GO): lipid metabolic process
Cellular component (GO): endoplasmic reticulum membrane
Molecular function (GO): retinol O-fatty-acyltransferase activity
Source: RefSeq, a predicted model, not a curated record
AUGGGCUCCAUCUCCAAAAAGGACCUGAAGACAGCAUUGGAGGUCUUUGCCGUCUUCCAGUGGGCUCUGAGUGCCUUACUCAUGGGUUUUUUUGUGGUCUUUUCCCACCUCUACCUGGUGGUGUUCACACCGUACUGGCCGCUGGCUGGGCUCACAAUUAUCUGGCUGAUUUUUGACUGGAAGACCCCUCAGCAAGGUGGCCGGAGGUCAGACUGGGUGAGAGGUUGGUGCCUAUGGAAACAAUACAGAGAUUACUUUCCACUCAAGAUGGUGAAGACUCAUGACUUAUCCCCCAGACACAAUUACAUCAUCGCAACUCACCCCCAUGGGCUCAUGUCGCACAGCGCCUUUUGCCACUUUGCUACUGAGGCCUCUGGCUUCUCCAGGAUCUUCCCCGGCAUCACCCCACACUUACUCACCUUGGGAGCCUUCUUCUGGGUGCCCGUCCUUAGGGAAUACGUGAUGUCUAGUGGAGCAUGUUCUGUGAGCCGAGCCUCCAUGGACUACCUGCUGAGCAGCAAAGGCUCCGGCAAUGCUGUGGUGGUGGUGGUGGGCGGCCUGGCUGAGUGCCGUUAUGGCAGGCCCGGCAUCUCCACACUUGUUCUGAAGAAACGUCAGGGCUUUGUGCGCAGGGCCCUCCAGCACGGGGUGGCCCUGGUCCCCUCCUACUCCUUUGGAGAAAAUGAAAUCUAUGACCAGCACGUCUUCACUCCAGGAGGCUGGGUCAACCACUUGCAGCAAUGGUUUCAGAGGUUGGUGCACAUCUACCCCUGCGCCUUCUAUGGCCGUGGCUUCACUGAGAACUCCUGGGGCCUUCUGCCUUACAACCGGCCCAUCACCACCAUCAUUGGGAAGCCCCUACCGAUCCCUAAGAUAGAGAACCCAAGCCAGGAGACGGUGGACAAAUACCACGCUCUGUACCUCACGGCCCUGCGGAAGCUGUUUGAUGAGCAUAAGGUCCAAUAUGGGAUCUCGGAGAGCCAGGAGCUGGAGUUUGUCUGAAAGCUGCCCAUCAGCAAGCUUCGCGUCUUAGGAGGGAGAUGUUAAGGAAGCAGGCAAGGAUAUGCAUGUACGGGAGCUGUGGGUGGACUUGCUGGACGCGGAGACUCAGCUAGGGGGGCAGAUAGGGGCAGAUAAAGAGAGCUUGGAGCCUCUCCCACUGGGUUGAGCCAGGUGAUUGUUUCAAUUCUUCAUGCCUUGGGCUUCUGGAGGCAGAGAAGUGGCACAGGGCCAGGCAAGGCAUGAGAUUAGCAGGGGGCUCACGAUUUCUUGUGUGGGGGUGGCAACUCUUCCUUAGGGCACAGUAUACCAUUGGACAGCCAAUAAAAAUGCCUCCUGAAAUGCAGUUCCAGAAGUAUUUAUUAAGUGCCAAAUACACAACAAGGUCUGGGGGGGAGAGAUACAAAGGUUCUCUGAGACAUGGGGCCUGCCCUCAUGGAGCUUCCAGUUUGGUAAGGGGAGAAAACAUGGACACAGACAACUACUGUAUGCAAGAGAAUGAAUACAGGUACAUGGGAGGCGUAUAAAGUGCUACACAAUCAGUGGAAGGAGAGAGCAUGUCUUGAUGGGGGUGGGCUGGGAAGGCCUCCUGGGGGAGGCAGCAUUUGAGUGGGGCCUUGAAGGACAUCACCAGAAGGAGCUCUUAUGGGAGGACAUCGCAGGCAGGGGGAAUGGUAGUUGUAGAGGCCCCCAAGCCAGAAGACAAAGGCGACAUUCCAGGGAUGUCAAGCCAAACAGAAUUCUGAGAGGGGGACCCAUGCAAGCUUGGACUGGUCAAGGCUAUUAGAGCCAGAUUGUGGAGGCCUCAAAUGCCAGGCUUAGGAGCUUGGACUGAUUUGAUGGGUGAGAGGCUGUGGUGACCGAUGGUCAUGGCGGGAAUGACACCUGGUGACUGACGGGACCCCAAGCGAAACAUGCCGAGUAGUCUCCUAAGCAGGGGUACGUGGGUGGUGCAGCCACCAACAGACAUUGCAAAGGAAGAAAGAAGAGCAGGUGUUUAGCGAGGCUCCAGGAAACAUGGCACAGAGAGCCUGCUGGGUAGCCAUGUGGCUUUGGGAAUCACUCGGGCACCCGUGCCAGGUGAUGCCAGUGAAGAGGCUGACGUAGAGGGACAGAGCAGAGGGAAUCAAGAGAAGGCAAAAAGGAGUGAUGAGGGAGGCAGGAGAACCUGAAAAAUGGGGGCUCAUGGAAGCCAAGGAGGCAGGCACCAAAGAAGAGAGGGCAGUCAGCAGGCACCAAAGAAGAGAGGGCAGUCAGCAGGCACAGAAACAGCAAAGAAGAAUGAGAACUGAAAGUGGGAGAGUGAAGCUUGGGGACAGAGGCCACCCUUCAGGGACUUACAGACCUUAGAGCUCGAAGGCCACUUAGAGGUCAAGGUCACCCCUGGUGCAAUCUCCAGCUGGGCUAUGCUUGAAGACCUUUCACGACCUUACUCUUGGACAGCUCUCAUUGGUUGGUUUCCUGACAUCAAGCUUAAAUCAAUCUCUCCUCUCCUCUCUCUCU